UAUCUCUGGGUGAACACUCUUUGCAUUAUUCAGGGCAGUGGCCAAGAUUUUUCACGAGAGGUCUCUUAGAUGGGAUCAACCUAUGUGAAGUCUUUACUUACAAUCGCGGCAUCCGACUCUAUUGAUUGUAACGUGGGUUGUCUUGGGCAUCGACAACCACUCCAGGUGGAAGAUUGUCAAGUUUUCGAUGACGGCGAAAGUACCAUGUUCUUCGCUGGAACUGACCACGACAACUCGGAGCAUCACCUCAAAGAUCGGCAUCUUGACACUCAAGCUUGGGUUUAUCAAGAACGUAUGAUGUCCCCACGAACGAUCCACUUUCGUGGGAGUGAGAUCAUAUGGGAAUGUCGAGAGCGGCUUACGUGUCAGCGUUGCGCUGUGAGCCUGCAGCCGUCGAGGGACAUCUGGAACGAGAUACUGUCUGUUUACACCAAAGCUCAGUUAAGCAACGAGGACGACAUACUGAGUGCAUUGGCGGGUAUGGUCCAGCUUCUAAAUCGUCACACCAAUUACGAGAACAGCUUUGGGCUGUGGCUCCCAUUCUUCCUGGAUCAGCUGCUCUGGUGCUACUGGUCAAAUCAACGAGGGGCUUGGUGAGAUCGUAAAGCCACACCCGGACUUCCAUCAUGGUCGUGGGUCAGUGUUCGAGGCGGGG
This is a messenger RNA of Macroventuria anomochaeta, 655 nucleotides long. RefSeq lists its product as uncharacterized. The transcript is spliced from 2 exons. The record is from RefSeq and is a predicted model, not a curated record. The coding region runs from base 70 to 597 and encodes 175 amino acids. Lineage: Eukaryota; Fungi; Ascomycota; Dothideomycetes; Pleosporales; Didymellaceae.